UGGCCGAAUAAAAGCAACUUUAGGUGAUUACGGAGGCUGAUCUCGCGAUCAUACCAAUCUGAUAGGCCUACCAACGCGAUCUUGUGGCUACAGUUUUUAUUUUCAACUGUGCAAUUCAAAAGUUGGACAUCGCGUCCAGAAUGAAACGACAAGUUCCAAGGCUAAUUGCUUGGUUUACGGAAGUAUUUGUAAAGCUGCUCAUUUCAACGGUUGCCAUCUGAGGUGAAACUAGGCAUAGCUACAUAUACAUCUCUGUGGUCUCUUUUGUUAUGUACAUGAUAACAACGUUUUUGGUGUGAUAUUUUUUUAAAUGUGAAGCUAGCUAGCUACAUCAAGAACACACACACAUACGUUCACAAGUUAUCCAUGAAGCCACUGUUGGAUUCUGAUGAGGCGGAAGAAGAGUUGGGAGCAUAUCAAAAGAAACUCCGAGAGAGAGCAAACCGCAGCAUCCAGCAGCUCAGCAGUGCAUUGGAAGAGCCCAGCUCAGAUGCAGAGGGCAUGGAACCAGGCAGGGCUGGAGACACAGACAGCACGACUGGAGAGGACUCAUGGAACCAAAGGCAACAGAGUGAAGCUGUCAAUCAGCUGCGAUCACUCCUGCAAAAGCAGCAAAAAGAGACACUUUCACUCACUUCUCCUUCAAAGAGAAAAUCUUCUCCAAAGAGGUGUCAAGAUGAUGUGAGCUCUAGCCUGCCUGCUGUUAAAGACCUGGUGCCCAUUCUCCACAACCAGUCAGAGUACAUCCAGCAUCUGGAGGCUGAGGUCAAGUUCUGCAAGGAGGAGCUUCUGGGGAUGAAACAGAGGAUAAGGGUGGUGGUGGUAGAGAAUGAGAAACUACAUGGAGAGAUCAAGUCCAAACUGGUGGAAGACACCCUGAAAGACUACACUCUCUUAGAUGGCACGGUGAAUUCCGAGCCACCCAGAGAAGACAAUCCUCAAAGAACAGCUUUCAUACCAGCUCAUAUUGUCUUUCAACAAGCAGAGGAACACAAGUGGAAGAAAGAACUGGAGCAGCUCAAAUCCCUCUAUCUAGCCCAGACAGAGACACUGGAAUCUCAAGUAAGGUCACUGAACAAGAACCUGGCCAGCAGUCAGAAGGAGUGUGAAGAAGUCAAAGGUCGUCUGAGACAUAAGGAAGCAAUGGCAGCGGCGGGCAGUGCCAAGCAGUGCGUAGGAGGCCUCUGUCUGAAGUGUGCCCAGAAUGAGGCCGUGCUGGCAGAGACGCACUCCAACAUGCACAUCCAGGCCAUUGAGAGACUCACCAAAGAGCGUGAUGAGCUGAUGAGUGUGCUGUGCUCUUUGAGGGCCAGUCAGAGUGAGGCCCAGCAGAGAGAGUGGGCAGCCUACCAGCAGGUCAAACAGGCUGUAGAGAUGGCUGAGGAGGCCAACCUGGAGAAGACCAGGGCGGUGGUGCAGUGCGAGGCAUUUGCCAGGGAGCUGGCCAGACAGAGAGAGAGGCUGGAGACUGAGAUGGCUGCAGAGCAGGAGAAAAUCUCUGAGGCCAGAGAGGUGGUACGCAACGAGGCCCUCAAGGAGAAGCAGACACUGGCCCAAACGGUGGCCAGCCUAUCCCAGAGGGUAGCAGAGCUGGAGGGUCAACUGGCCAGGGAGGAAAGAGAGAGGGGCUCCCUGAGCACCCAGCUGGAUGAGACCCUACGCAAACUCACAUCACAGGAGCAGGACACCAGCAAGGUGUGUGGGGAGCUGCGUUACCGCCUCAGCCAGGCUCAGCUGAAGAGAGAGGAGGCAGAGAGGGAGCUCCGAGACUGCAGCUCCAAGACAACACGGCAGCUCCAGAUGACUGAACAGGAAGUGGAGAAGCUGGGUGUGGAGCUGAGCGUCUGCCGGCAGCGUUUGGACCAGGCCCAGAGGGACGCGGGCCGACUGCAGGCGGAGGCUCUGAGCCUGACGGAGCGGCUGGGCCGAGCUGAGCACCAACUGCACCUCACCAGGCAGGAGAAGGAGAGUGCGGAGCGCUGCCGGGGCGAGGACAUGGAUGCUCUGACCUUCUCUGCACAGCAGCGCGAGCAGGAGCUGACACAGAGGCUCCAGCAAAUGGAGGCGCAGCACGAGCGGAGCGUGGGUGAGCUGGAGGCCCUCCUCAGCUCCCAGAAUGCCCUGAUAGGGAAACUGAAGGAUGAAUGUCUCAGUCUGGGGACCAAGCUGGAGACGCUGACAGAGACUAGCAGGCGUGAGGUGGAGCAGCUCUCCCUGGAGAAGGAUCAUCUGGAAGAGAGUGUUGGGAAGCUGAGAGCUCGCUGUACAGAGAUGGAAGAGCAGUGUGUACAACAUGGGAGGAUGCACCAGCGCAUGAAGAACAGCUGGCCUGUGUAGCCUGGGGCUGAGGCUGGGCGGCCUGCUGAAAUAGCAUUGUCAAACGGUGGCUUUACAGCUCCGAUGCUGUACGCCGGGCCGCUUCCCAGAGGCAUGCAAGCUGGAGAGCUGUGUUACUAACCAGAGCAUCACAUCAACAGACCUCUCAGCGUCACACCGUCCACAAAACCAACUAAAACAGCAACAUUAGCUCUUUUAGAACUAUGACUUUCAUUGGUUUAGUUUGUUAUUUUGGAGUUUUGUUUUGUGUAACAGUUUGUCGUUACAUUACUGUGGUUAUUUUGGCUCAUUUUUACCACCAGACAUUGUUUUUAUUGGGAGUAUCUAAAAAAGGUCAAGUUUUAUUUUUUAUUUUUUAGGAAGACUGGAUGCUGUGUUUAGCUUGUGUUCUAUUGGAGACCAGGACUGUGUCAGCAAAUCCACUGUUCUGUUGUCUACGUGAGCUAUUCAUUAUGCCAAUAAUUACAUGGAUUAAAGAUAUUAAAUCAAUCUAAUAAAGGUACCAUGAUCAACAACGGGCCAGUCUAUUCCUAACAGGUUGGGGGUAUGAUAUUCAUCAUGGCCUCCGGGCAUACACUCCACCCACCCCUGUGCCAUGCCAGGUUUAGGCUUAGGCAGGGUAGGUUGGGCUGAGCUGGGGUGGGUAAGGUUUCUUUUAAGGGGGGUGAGGUGGGGUGCUGAGCAGCUGUAGUCGUGCUGCCCCUGGCGGUAUGGUUUUAACCAGGCAAGCCAAGGCAGUCUGCCUUCAUUCUUCACCCCCUCUCCUCACCCUCUAUCCCCCAUGAUCCCCAAUCUGGGCUGGGUUGUUAGUGGUGGUUCAUCUACUCCCAUUCAAAUGAAUAUUGCAUAAUGACAGAUUGAACAUGGGUCAGACUCUUGCUAAGGAGAUAUGCUUUUUCCUGUGACCGUAUAAUGUCCCUUAUGUUAGUGCAAAGUGAUGCCAAAUUCAGACUUCUAUCCUCACCAAGUUGUAUUCUAUAGGUUUAACUGGAGUUGUUCGGAUGGUCCUAAUGUUAUACUACAGUAUUCAGUUCCAAAGAAGUUUCCAGGAUAUAAUUUAUUUCCAGGACACUCCUCUGAUAUGGGGAAAGAGUGGUGUUCUU
This is a messenger RNA of Oncorhynchus mykiss (rainbow trout), 3440 nucleotides long. The record is from RefSeq and is a predicted model, not a curated record. Lineage: Eukaryota; Metazoa; Chordata; Actinopteri; Salmoniformes; Salmonidae.